This is a messenger RNA of Salvelinus fontinalis (brook trout), 963 nucleotides long. Its product is annotated as gastrula zinc finger protein XlCGF17.1-like. Gene Ontology annotation, molecular function: RNA polymerase II cis-regulatory region sequence-specific DNA binding; DNA-binding transcription factor activity, RNA polymerase II-specific. The record is from RefSeq and is a predicted model, not a curated record. Gene Ontology annotation, biological process: regulation of transcription by RNA polymerase II. The transcript has 4 exons. NCBI's taxonomy places the organism in Eukaryota, Metazoa, Chordata, Actinopteri, Salmoniformes, Salmonidae. Bases 1 to 963 code for a protein of 320 amino acids.
AUGCCUUACUCCUGCUCUGACUCUGGGAAAUGUUUUAAAACAUCAACUAUGCUGAAACGUCAUCAGAGAACACACACAGGAGAGAAGCCUUACUCCUGCUCUGGCUGUGGGAAGAGUUUCUCUUACCAGAGCAGUUUAAAAACACACAAACUUUUACACGUAGGAGAGAAGCCUUACUCCUGCUCUGUGGAAGGGUGGGCGUGUAACUCUAACUACUUUUGGCUAAAAAUACACCUAAAAAUACACACAGGAGAGAAGCCUUACUCCUGCUCUGACUGUGGAAAACGUUUUAUAACAUCAACUCAGCUAAAAGUUCAUCAGAAGACUCACACAGGUGAGAAGCCUUUCUCCUGCUCUGACUGUGGAACUAGUUUCUCUCAACUUUGCAACUUAAAAUCACAUGAACGAAUUCAUACAGGGGAGAAGCCAUACUCCUGCUCUGACUGUGGAAAAUGUUUUAAAACAUCAAAUGAGCUAAAAGUUCAUCAGAGAACACACACAGGAGAGAAGCCGUACGUCUGCUCUGACUGUGGAAAAUGCUUCACAACAUCAAGUGAUCUAAAAGUUCAUCAGAGAAUACACACAGGAGAGAAGCCUUAUUCCUGCUCUGACUGUGGAACUAGUUUCUCUCAACUUUCCCACUUAAAAUCACAUGAAUGUAUACAUACAGGGGAGAAGCCAUACUCCUGCUCUGACUGUGGAAAAUUUUUCAGAACAUCAACUGUGCUAACUGUUCAUCAGAGAACACACACAGGAGAGAAGCCUUAUCACUGCUCUGACUGUGGAAAAUGCUUCACAACAUCAACUGAUCUGAAAGUUCAUCAGAGAACACACACAGGAGAAAAGCCUUACUCCUGUUCUGAUUGUGGUGUGAGUUUCUCUCGUUUUGAUACCUUAAAAACACACCAACAGAUACAUACAGGGGAGAAGCCAUACUCCUGCUCUGCCUGUGUACGUUAUUGA